This is a messenger RNA of Osmia bicornis bicornis, 1573 nucleotides long. It is a transcript of the gene bwa, whose product is annotated as alkaline ceramidase. The record is from RefSeq and is a predicted model, not a curated record. Bases 417 to 1226 code for a protein of 269 amino acids. The transcript is spliced from 4 exons. Gene Ontology annotation, cellular component: membrane. Lineage: Eukaryota; Metazoa; Arthropoda; Insecta; Hymenoptera; Megachilidae. Gene Ontology annotation, molecular function: hydrolase activity, acting on carbon-nitrogen (but not peptide) bonds, in linear amides. Gene Ontology annotation, biological process: ceramide metabolic process.
UACGUUAAAUAUACAUAUAUAUAUAUAUAUAAAUCUAAAGUACCUGUUGUACACUUUCUAUUAUCAUUGUGAUCAUAGUACAUCGGUCAUAUAUAUAUAUAUAAUGUAUAUCUUUGUCUCCGAUUUCUGAUUACAACACUCACAAGAUGUUUAUUUAUCACCUAAAUAUGUUUAUGAAGCAUUGUCUGCUCAGAUUGCAAUAAAUAUGUACCGUACUUGGUGCAAAAAAUCAUUAGUGUCUAUUAGACUGCUUCCAGCGUAAGCAUGGGUUACUAAUACAAAGGAACACAAAAGACCUUAUCAACUUCCUUUGUUGUAUGCUUCAUAAAUUUUAAGUAGCGCGUAGCAGAUUAAAGAGUUUUCACGUUGAAAUUUUUAUACCUAUAAAAAACGAAGUGAAAUCUUAUAUUUUCGAUAUGUGGAAACCAUUUGAAGCUGGUAGUUCACCAGUUGACUGGUGUGAAAGUAAUUACAGUAUUUCUUCUAGUAUUGCUGAAUUUAUGAAUACGGUUUUAUGUUGGUUGUUUUUAUUACUCCCUCCUGUUCUCAUGCAUCUCUUUAGAGAUUAUGGAAGAUUUAUAAAUCCUGGAAUUCAUGUAAUUUGGUUUUUACUAAUGAUAGUAGGUCUUAGCAGCGCAUACUUUCAUGCUACUUUGUCUCUUAUUGGACAAUUGUUAGACGAAUUAGCAAUCUUAUGGGUUUACAUGGCUGGUUUUUGCAUGUUCUUUCCAAGAAGGUAUUUUCCACAUAUUUUACAUAAUGAUAGAAAACUUCUUGCUAUAUGCGCAACUUUACCAACUUUGAUUGCAACUGGUUUAUCAUUUAUACAUCCUGCAAUAAAUGCAUUUGCAUUAAUGAGUCUUGGCAUACCUGCAUUUGGAUUUAUGAUCAUUGAAUUAAAAAGGACAAAAUCAAUGAGGGUGUAUAGACUGGGUUUAAGAUGCGGUGCUGUAUGGCUACUAGCUGUUGUUUGCUGGCUGAACGAUCGUUUAUUUUGUGAUACUUGGUUAAAUCUGAAUUUUCCUUACUUACAUGCACUUUGGCAUUUAUUUAUUUUCAUUGCAAGUUAUACAGCAGCUGUACUUUUUGCAUAUUUUUCUGUAAAAGAAGAGAAACCACACCAAUCAGCUGUGUUAAAAUACUGGCCAAAGGAUGAUUUUGAACUUGGUAUACCAUAUGUAACCAUUAAAAGUUAUAUUAAGCUUGAUACAAAUACAAACAUAUAAGUAUCAACAUCAAUAUUGUAAAGACUGCUUUAAAGUGAUUAAAUAAUGAUUAAUAAUUUGAAAUACUUACUUAAAUUAAAGUAAGUAUUAAAGUAUGCUGUUUACUUUUUUGACUUACAAUUUAACUUUAUAUCAGUGUUUUUUUAUAAGAAGAAACAUAUUUUACAACCUCUACUUUAAAAAAAAUAGUCUCGCCUUUUUAAUUUGUGAUAACAAUCUAGUUAUGUUACCUUUUGUACAAGUAGAUGUGAUUAAUACAUUAAAGUAAUACCUUUAUAGGUGUAAUAUCAACAUAGUGUAUAUGAACAUUUAUUCUCUUAAUAAAUAUGAAUUGAUGUUACAAUGUA